Magallana angulata is the source of this 1698-nucleotide messenger RNA. RefSeq names its product myb/SANT-like DNA-binding domain-containing protein 4. Gene Ontology annotation, cellular component: nucleus. Lineage: Eukaryota; Metazoa; Mollusca; Bivalvia; Ostreida; Ostreidae. Bases 448 to 1314 code for a protein of 288 amino acids. The record is from RefSeq and is a predicted model, not a curated record. The transcript has 3 exons.
UUAAGAGUCAUGUUAUUGCAAUCAUUUCAAGUUAACGGGUUCCAACAUCCACUUAUUUUUUAUAGAUAAAGAGUUAAUAGGUCAUUUUUUUUAUUGGAGGUUGAUUUCUUAGUCUAAAAUAAACUGUUGCAAGCAGUAUGCUAAAUCUUGAUAUAAUUAUAUAUAUAUAUAAAUAAUUAUAUACAAAAACCAAAUACUUCUUAAUGAUAGGUAAAUUGUAUUAUGAGUAUUAUAGUGAGUAAUUACAAUCAUUUAUUCAGUAAUUAUGUGGUCGGGAGGGAGGGGCCAAGUUUUGAAUAAAAGUAGCUUUGAGUUAUUGAUAUUUGCUUUUUCAUUUCAUAAAACUAACCAAGCAGCUUUUAAUUGCUAUUAUAUGAACAUUUCGGUCGUUGUUUUCGGUCAACCUCAUUCGAACACUCUGGACAGUCGGCAGUGACUUCGUCAUGAAUGGGUGCAUUUCUUUGUCUAGUCCUUGUAAAAAGUCCGUGCUUACACGUAUACAUGCUUUCGUAUUUACAAAAUCACACCACAAUGUCUCGACCAAAGAGAAGUCCGAAUUUUACAAACGCAGAGAUCAUCAUCUUAUCAGAAGAAGUGGAGAAAAGAAAAGAUAUUAUAUUCUCCAAACACAACUCAACUGUGACAAAUCAGGCGAAAAAACGGGAAUGGGACUUAAUUUGUACAAAAGUGAAUUCGGUUUACAGCUCAUUUUCACGUACAGCAGACGACCUAAAAAAGAAAUGGAGUGUCCUCUGCAGUGACACAAAGAAAAAAAUUUCCAAAAUUAAACGAGAGGAAAGAAAAACCGGUGGUGGUAAAUUGCCGGCGGAUUGUUUCGUUACCCUUGUAGAGGACAAGAUCCAGUCAAUCAUUGGAGAAACUGCGAUAUCAGGGUUAGACGGGGGCAUCGACACUCUUGUUGUUGACAAGGAGCAAAAUGAAUCCGAAGAUAUGCAAGGAAGAGGUGGGCUCAUCAUAACAGAAGCUCCAACAGCCGAGGAGUUACCGGAAUCACCAGCACACUCUUCUCUGAAUGACACACCAACAUCAAGUUCAAUCAUACGUACAUCAACCUUCAUAAGCGCAAAGAAACGUAAGAUUGACAAAACGCCAUCACUAGAACUGAUUGAAGUUGAAAAAGAAAGAUUAGAAAUAGAGAAGAAUAGGCUGGAAGUUGAAAAGAAAAGGCUGCAUAUUGAAGAACAAAGGCUCGUUAUCGAACAAACAAGACUGCAGUUGGAGCAAGAGAAACACAGCAUAAAACUUUGUCAGCUUGGAAUUAUUUCCAAUGCCACAAUCACUUCACAGCAAUAAAUGUAUAACUCAGCUGUGAAUGCUUUAUUUCUUACAAUUCAAGAACGAAUUAUGUAGAUGUCUUUAUACUACUUUCUGUAUGCCAAAUAUUUCACACCGCAUGAAAUGCAUGAAAUAAUAGAAACAUGCUACUUAAAAUCUAGCUUCGAUCAAAUGUCUUCUGUUUUCUGUUCCAUCAUUCAGUGUUCCACGAUACACAAAGUCAUUUCCGUGAUUAAUAACAAUUCUUCCUUCUGGAUCUGGGAAUUUAUUAUCGAUACAGAUAUUGUGCAAAAAUGCAGUUGCCACUAUGAUAUUGCAGGCUCUUUCAGGCGAGAACUGUAGUGCACCUCCUGAUGUGUCCACACAACGAAACCGCAUUUUCCACACUCAAAAGCAUCUUUC